Puccinia triticina is the source of this 1653-nucleotide messenger RNA. RefSeq lists its product as uncharacterized. The record is from RefSeq and is a predicted model, not a curated record. The coding region runs from base 1 to 1653 and encodes 550 amino acids. The transcript is spliced from 9 exons. Lineage: Eukaryota; Fungi; Basidiomycota; Pucciniomycetes; Pucciniales; Pucciniaceae.
AUGAAGGCUUUCAAGGCCUCGUUAAAGGCAAAGCUGGACGUUUCUCCCUUGGAUUUUCACUUCUCGACUGUCUACGGUAUCGACGAGAUUUUACAGCUCGCCAAAAAUGCUGAGUUGAUUGGAAGUUCUUGGCAGGCCCCUAUCAUGAUACCCGAAGAUUGUGCCAGUGAUGCCACCCUGCAGCCCCAUUCCUCAUUUGCUGAGCCAGUCCAGCCAAUCAGGACCGAUGAUGGUAGCCUAAUUAGCCAACUUAAUGAUGCAUUAUUACUAGGUCAGACGAUCGAAUGUGAAUCGCCUUUGCUAUAUCUUCCCAACCCACAUGAGAGUGCACCGGUCCUAGAUUCUUUAAAACACGCGCAUCCUUCUCAUUAUCAUUCAUUUCAAGUCGGUAGCACAGAUGCAAGAGAGGCAAAAGAACAUCAAAGUCUAAGACCAAUGAAGCGCCAACGCUUGUAUUCAGAUGCUCUCGAAACCACGACCAGCACCUCGGCAAACCCGAACUCACCACCUUCGGUAGCGUCCGCACGCGAUAUAGCGGAUGAGGAAUUUGUCGCAUCUUUACUGAAUGAUCCGAUGGAUUUUGAUGAGUUUGGACAGAGGCUAUUUUCAGACUUUCCUGAAGCAAGCACGUCGGUGUUAGAUCAGUCACGAGUUGUCCCUGCUUCUCACCAUCAACUCCCUGCUGAUUCAAGUGCUUCUCGACCUAACUUGGAUUUGUCAGGGCAGCAUGAGACUGGAAUCGACAAACCCCGUACACGACAAAUCAUCGAUCUCACGGGAUCCCUGAAAGUAGAAAGCACUACUGGUGAAAGCUCUUCAACAUAUCCGACAAGUGGAAAAGGUAUCGGCCCUGUUCCAAGCUCCUUCAAUGUUGAUGCGAUCCCAGUCUACAAGUCAUCUAGAACUCGAAUCGUUAAAGUGUACGAUCACAUAACUUCUCAUGUGCCCACAGCUCCAUGGAAUGAUUUGCAAGUUCAUGAGGGGGAAAAGCCUAGGGAAAAACAGUUUGAAUAUCUUCCAUGCAUAGUUUCGAAUCAAGCUCUGUCAUCAACAACCGGAUUCAAAGAUUUUAAAUCUGGGAUUCCUGAGCGAAAAGCGAUGCUAUUGUGGGUCGCAAAACAAAUUUUCUGCCCCCAAGAUAGUCUUCCAGUGAUUGGAUAUGUUCAACCACAUCAGCUUCAAAAAGGAUUUGGACCAGUCCAGCAAUGGAUUAUAUGGUACCUUCAUUUUCAAGAUCAAGAACAAGCGUAUGUCACCGCAACAGCAAUAUUUGGAUUGUGGUGGAAAACUCAGUUCCCAGAAGAAUGGCAAAAUUUGAUGAAAAUCAAUCAUUCUUUUUGGGAUCUGAUGGCAGAUUGUGCAAGGAAAAUGCCCAUUGGUCCCAAUGAAACUCAAGCAAUUGGAUUCUUUAAAACAGAAAUCACAAAUCCUCCACCUGAUCUUGCAGCUUUUAAACUAGAUGAACUUAGAAGAUUAACUCAGGAAUCCCAAUUUGACCAUCUGAUCAUCAAGUCAAGAAUCUCACCAGAGAAAGUUUUGACUGAAGAAAGGGGCAUACUUGAUAGAUUUUGUGAGAUUUACAAGGAAAUGAACCAAGCAGCCAAGGAAUUAAGAUCAGAAAACGGGAAAUUAAUGGAUUAUCAGUUCUCUUAG